CGUCAGAGCGGGAAAGCUACCACACAUGUCAACGCAUUUUAUCUAGUUACAGAUAACUAUUUCUUUAAAACGGUGUAAAGUAUUAUUUCGAGCAACUUUGGGUAAGUUAGUUCUUAAUACCAAAGCUAAAUAGCUACUGAUAAUCAGUAGCUAACUGUUACUUGCAAACUGUUCUGGGAGCUAGCUAACUGGUGGUUGUUAUUGUUUAGCCAGCUAGGAGCUUGUCAAAGAAAGAGAAGGUGAACGUCACCCUCUUUGACACGCAAGACAGUCAAGUAUGGCUCAGUGACUAAUGGGAAGUGGUCUGUUUUCUAAAUCCUAUUUUCAAGGAAGAGCCAUGCAAGCGUUUUUGAAAGGUACAUCUACACAAGGCACCAGACCUCUGAAAGAGAAAGGUGCCGGGACCAAUGCAGAGAAGAAGCAGAAGUCUGUCCCCUGGGUAGAAAAAUAGUAAGUUCAAUUUCUCAGCAGCUGUAAUGUAAGCCCUUGUGAAUCUUCCUUCAUAAAAUGUAAAUCCAGACACACAAUGAACAGUUGUUAUUCUUCCCAUUUAAUGUAGCUGCAGGCAAAUAUCUUGGUGACAAGUAGCUUGCUAUGUUUAGUCAGAAAGAAAACCCUGCAUUAAUUUGAUCAACUACACACUGAAAUCCAUUGUUUGGUUGUUUACAGUAGACCAAAAUGUAUGGAAGAGGUGGCGUUUCAAGAGGAGGUGGUUGCUGUGCUGAAGAAGACUAUAGAGGGUGCUGAUGUAAGUAUCCUCUUCAGAUCCAUUAGUGACUUCUCAUAUGUUUAGGGUAAAUACUGUGUGCCUGGGGUUCUGUUUUGAAUAUUACAUAGGGUGUCCACCCGGGUGAAAAUGCACUUGUGAUGACCUUUCACUACCUUAUGUCAUAAAAUACAUUUUACCGGCCUCCCGAGUGGCGCAGCGGUCUAAGGCUCUACAUCGCAGUGCUAGAGGCAUCACUACAGAUCCGGGUUCGAUCCCGGGCUGUGUCGCAGCCGGCCAUGACCGGGAGACCCAUGAGGCGGCGCACAAUUGGGCCCAGCAUCGUCCAGGUUAGGGGAGGGUUUGGCCGGCUGGGAUGACCUUGUCCCAUCGCGCUCUAGCGACUCCUUGCACGCUGACUUCGGUCGCCAGCUGUACAGUGUUUCCUCCAACACUUUGGUGUGGCUGACUUCCGGUUUAAGCGAGCAGUGUGUCAAGAAGCAGUGCGGCUUGGCGGGGUCGUGUUUCGGAGAACGCAUGGCUCUCGACCUUCGCCUCUCCCGAGUCCGUACAGGAGUUGCAGUGAUGGGACAAGACUAUGUGCACGUUGUAAUACAACAUUUAAUUGUCGCAUUUCAAACUAUCCUUUCGGGAGGCGCAGCUGGGAACUAGCUCUGGAUGAUGGUUAGUGGUGGGGUCGAUAAACAAGAAUUGGAGGAUCCUCAUCAUUUAAAUCUCCGGUUUGGGAAAAUUUUUGCUUCCCAGUAGAAGCAGAAAUGUAUUGAACUUAGUAGGAAAUCAACUAAAUAUAUUGAAUUGAUUAGAACAUUAAUUAGCCCAUUAUGACGAUAACACAUGAACAAAAUACAUAAGUAAUUCGUAUUUUCCUUUUUGAAGAGGCAACGGCGCAGGAAUGCCCCUGUCUGUGCAUUUGUCUGCCACUGUGUAGCCCUUAGCGAUGACGUUAAUAACAACAGUCUUCUGGUAGAUGGAAAGGCUUUCCCAAAACCUUCUCAUAAAAAUGUUAACUACAAAGUAGUCUAUGCAUACCUGGCAGAAUGAUAUGAUUAUUUGCCUCACUCCAGUGGUGAUUUGUUAAGCAAUCACGUGUGCUACAGAAACACUGCUAACCAAGCACGGCUCUUGCUGGUGUGCACCUAAAUUAAAUGGUAUAUCUACACCCAAAAAUGUAUAUUUCUUAUUUUUCCCAUACCUCAAAUGGUCUCCUGAUGUGGUUUAAGCAUUGUGGACAUAGAACCUCACAUUUUGUUUUUCUAUAAAAAAAAAAAGUUUCAUUUGAGUGUGAAACCCUGAAAAACAGGGGAAAAUCUGAAACCUGGAAAAAUAGAAUGGGCAAAAAAUAAAACCAAUUUUAUAAGGCCCUACAUUAUAUGGCUCAUGAUCUAUUCCUGGGUUAGUUUUACAUCUUUUUCCAAAUCAAAAAUUAACUACAGGAACUGUUGGCAUUUCAUUUUCCCGCUAAACUGAACUGCGACCCCAAAACCGCACCAUGACCCCAAAACCGCAAUAUGUGCCGAACCGUGGGUUUGGUGAAAUGUUACCACUUUACUAUCUUACCUCUAUUGUUUCGUGUCCUCUGGAUUUGAGAAGGAAGAUGAGUUCAAUGGUAAGCCUGUCAGGUAGCCUUAGUUCUCACAAAGCACCAGCCUAGCUGACACAAUGCUAUAUACCUGGUCUUAUGACAACAACAAAAAUAUCAGGCCUCCACUUAUUUAGUCACCCAAAUUUUGACCAUCCUACAAGGGUAAAAACUCCAAAAAGCUUUGAACAGAUUAUGAUAGAGACGUGAGGUUUGGAUCAUUGGCUUUCUUAGUGGAUUAUCUACACAAUUAACAUUAUUUUACCCAUUGGUCAAAAGAUGCAGUUUUGAUUGGGGAACCUAUAUUAUAUCAUCUCCGUUGCAGCUCCCAAAUCUGCUGUUCUAUGGACCACCUGGAACAGGAAAGACCUCCACCAUCCUGGCUGCAGCCAGGGAACUUUAUGGGUGAGAGUGACUCACCAGCUUUCCAGAUUACUGCAUGCAAACUCCCAAUUUAUGCAGACACUGCGUUCGUGGGUUUCAGCUGUACAGUGCUUGUAUACACCACAGUGAGUUUUCCCUGUCCGUUCCUCUCCACAGGCCAGAGCUGUACCGACAGAGAGUGCUGGAGCUGAACGCCUCUGAUGAGAGAGGGAUUCAGGUGGUCCGAGAGAAAGUCAAGAGAUUUGCCCAGCUGACUGUAGCAGGACACCGCACUGAGCAAGUACCAGUAUCUGUAUAGGGGUUAAAAAUUGCAUAUUUGGGCACUGAAGUUGGAAUGUAGUGGCUGUACAGGAACAUGCUAUACAAGACAUCAGAGCCCUGGCUCUGCGCUUCACAGCUCUGUGUGGGUUUUGAUGACAGACAUUCUGAACUUGAGCACCUCGCACGACAUGAAGUUUCCCCAUCCCUCCCACUAAUUGGGCAACUUUUACAAAUGUUUUUUUUGUCUGAGUGAGGGAAAUGCUAUAAAUUUAAGAGGACUAUGUAUUUUGAAUGUUGAGACGUUUAGGAUUAUAAUAAAUACCUCUGAUGUCCUACAAGCAAACCAAAUACCCGUGACUCCAAAUGUGCACUUCACAUUUCCAUAUCAUAAAACUCAUGUAAUAUACAGUGUCAACGUUUAUGGUCACUAUGUUUGAUGUACAGUUACAAGAUGACAUGGUCAUUAUACCCUGGGUUGUUCUGAACAGAAUGAGCCUAUGUUUGUCUAUUGUGAAGAAAAUCCGCAGCGGAACACGCACCGGAAUGCACUCAUGACUCUGUUUUCGUGAAUUGCUUUGUGAAAGCCUAACACUGUAAUAUUGUAUUUAUAACUUAGCUCAGGGAUCAUCAACUAGAUUCAGCUGCGGGCCGAUUUCUUUAUAUUUUAAAAUAUAUAUUUUUCUUAAGCGGAUGGUCAGGGGGCCGGAACAUCAUUACAAUUAAUUUAUAGAUUGCAAAUUGACCGCAAGAAGCCCGAACCGAUGACUAAAACAUCAUCACUCCAAAUCUUGUGUACAUUUGUAUACAAUUACAUACAGUAUGUCUUUCUAUUAUGCGUGGUAAUACUUUGGAACAGAUUUUAAAAAUUAAAAUCACUUGGAGCUGAUUUGCUGGUCUUUUUUUAAGUCCUUUUUUAUUUCCAACAAUGAAUUUAAAAAAUGUAUUUAUUAUUGCUCAAAAUUGGGGGGCCAAAUAAAAUCACAUCAGUAUUUUCAGAUUUCAUUAUCAACAAAAAAUACAGUAAAUGUAAAAUGCACAAAAUCAACAGUGUUUGUUUUUAGUGUUAAUGUUUGGAUUCAGUCUUGUCAGGUGAACUGUUGUCCUCACCUUUGGUCUAAUAAUUUCCCCCAUAAUCUCUAAACUGUUCCCUUUAAAUUGCUACCAUUGAAAUGCAUGUGUUUCAUAUUUCUUCUGAAGAAACAUUUCAAUUUAGCCCUUAUCCAUAUAGGCCAAUUUCCACGAGUGUAAAGGGUUAACCUUCAUUACAAGCUCAAUCUACACAACAAAUCAGAUCAUAUAAUACAUGUACUUUCCUUACCCCCUAUAACUAUGUCAGCAUCUUGUUCAUGUUAAAUUAGGAUAUUAAAGCCUAUUUCCAUUCCUUAUCUCUGACAGUGGGAAACCAUGCCCACCCUUUAAGAUCAUCAUCCUGGAUGAGGCUGACUCAAUGACCAAUGCUGCUCAGGCUGCUCUCAGACGCACCAUGGAGAAGGAGUCCCGGACCACCCGCUUCUGUCUCAUCUGCAACUACGUCAGCAGGUCAAUUGGGUUUCAGAUUCCAAGAGGCACACUAGAAUAUGAAACCUAUACAGGGGUUUUUUGGGAGUCCAUUACAUAACAAUACAAACUCUUUGAGACACUUUACAACAUGCUGUAAUAAAUGUUAAAUCUGUAGCUAAGCUAACUCAAUUUGAAUGGGAUUUUAUUUUCAGGAUUAUUGAGCCCUUGACAUCCAGAUGCUCCAAAUUCCGCUUCAAACCUCUAGCCAAUCAGGUCCAAGAAGAGCGCUUGCUAGAAAUCUGUGACAAGGAGAAUCUCAAGUACUCGAAGGAGGUAAUGAUUGCAACUGUCUCUGAAAUUUUAUUUUUACAAAUAAAUACACAUCUUUUUACUUAAAUUAAUCAUCUUCCAUUUUCCUUCAAUUCUGUUUUCCUGCAGGGAAUUGCAGCGUUGGUGAAGGUUUCAGAGGGUGAUCUGAGAAAAGCUAUAACCUUUCUUCAAAGUGCUGCACGGCUGAACACAGAUAAUGAGAUCACGGAGAGUGCAGUCAUAGAGAUAGCAGGGGUGAGUGCUUUAACUGUAUUACACUCAACAUCAGCAAUAGUUACCUGUUUUAUGCACUGUGUGCAGUCUUGUCGAAGGAGAGGUAUCGAACUUUUGCUUCUUGCUGACCAUGCUCACAUUCAUCUUUUUAAGGUUGUUCCCCCCAAGAUGAUCAACAAUUUGCUUAAAAUCUGUUACAAGGGCACAUUUGAAAAACUAGAGAUUGCUGUUCGGGUAUGUACAUUGGCUUUCUAUUGACCCUUCAAUACAUAUGGAUCUACACAGUGUACAAAAGAUUAAGAACACCUGGUCUUUCCAUGACAUAGACUAUCCAGGUGAAAGCUAUGAUCCCUUAUUGAUGUCACUUGUUAAAUCCACUUCAAUCAGUUUAGAUGAAGGGGAGGAGACAGGUUAAAUAAUGAUUUUUAAGCCUUGAGACAAUUGAGACAUGAAUUGUGUAUGUGUGCCAUUCAGUGUGAAUGGGAAUAACAAAAUAUUUAAGUGCCUCUGAACGGGGUAUGGUAGUAGCUUGAGUGUCAAGAACUGCAAUGCUAUUGGGUUUUUCAUGCUCGGACAGUUUCCCGCGUGUAUCAAGAAUGUUCCACCACCCAAAGGACAUCUAGCCAAGUUGACUCAACUGUGGUAAGCAUUGGAGUCAACCUGGGACAGCAUCACUGUGGAAUGCUUUCGACACCUUGUAGAGUCCAUACCCUGACAAAUUGAGGCAGUUAUGAGGGCAAAAGGGGGUGGUGCAACUCAAUAUUAGGAAGGUGUUCUUAAUGUUUUGUAUACUCAGUGUAUAAUGUGGCUGCUCUCUAACAGACUAUUCACCAGGCCAUUCUGCCACUUUCAGAACAUGGUAGAUGAAGGCUAUGCCGCCACACAGAUCCUUAACCAGCUACACGAAGCCAUCAUAGAGGAAGAGCUGAAUGACAAGCAGAAGUCUGCCAUCACGGAAAAGAUGGCUGUAGGUGUUUCAAAGGGGCAUAACUUGCAUUAAUGUGGCAAUAUUAUUAUUUCAAUAAUGUUGUGAUGACGACGCCUACAGUAGUAGUGUCUUAUUGAUUUGUCUCCCUCUUCCAGGUGGUUGAUAAGUGUUUAGUGGAUGGUGCAGAUGAGUACCUGCAGAUGCUGAGUCUGUGUUCUGUGAUCAUGCAGCAAGCCACGCAGAGUAACUGACCCUACAACCUCACCUCUCCUCAUGGACUGUUCCUCUACGUAUAAAUCCUAACCAACUGCUUUUUCAAUACAUUUUUGUAUGUUUUUACUCAUUAAUCUAAAUAUAUUCCUUUAAAUACUGUAUUUGUCAAUCAGUGCUGUACAAGUCAUACUUCAUGGGUCAGUUUCAUAGAAAAGUACUGUGUUUUCACAUCUGGGCUUUCUGAGUCAGUUAGGAAAAAAACACAUGUAACCAUAUUCUUUUAUAUAAAGAAAACUGAAUAAAA
Molecule: messenger RNA, 6439 nt
Organism: Coregonus sp. 'balchen'
Lineage: Eukaryota; Metazoa; Chordata; Actinopteri; Salmoniformes; Salmonidae
Source: the annotation of a GenBank genome assembly